Molecule: messenger RNA, 3417 nt
Organism: Necator americanus (New World hookworm)
Lineage: Eukaryota; Metazoa; Nematoda; Chromadorea; Rhabditida; Ancylostomatidae
Exons: 7
Coding region: 1-3417 (1138 amino acids)
Molecular function (GO): catalytic activity
Source: RefSeq, a predicted model, not a curated record
AUGGGUGUUACAUUGUCGUGCAAGGCGAUGGGUCAAAUGAAUGUUUCUAUUCGGCCAGGCUUUUCAUCCUUCGGGAAACAUUUCGUUUCCGGAAGUAUAAAAAGAAGUGAAUAUCUCCGGGUGUGGCGAAGUUUCCGAAUUCCUCAACACCUGAAGACGCUGGGUUUAGUGCUGGAAUUUUUCUAUCCAGUAAAAGAGAGCCUCCACAACGGUUUACCGCCUCAUAGUGGCGUGGAGGUGACACUGGGCGUCGAACUGCGAUGCACAGCGGAGGUUGGGCGACGACCUGUGGUGAAAGCUAAGCUCGCCGUGGCAUGGCUGCUUAGUUUGGGGAAAAGUCUCUUUGCCACUCCAGCAUAUUCACUGCCUCAGUACCCUGCACACUGGGCCCUGCCGUCUCAGACGUCGGACGGUAUGGCGACCGGUGAGAGGCGAUCAAAUCUCAGGUUGCUCAGGACGUCAUUGAUUCUGGACCAAGGCGACACACGCACGACCCGCCAUGGAGACUGUCUCAGACUGUGUACUUACAACGCGAGAACAGUUUCCAAAGACGCCGACCUGCAUUCCCUUCUCGGAGCUGCAGAGCGUAUCAAAUUUCACGUGAUUGCUCUGCAGGAGACCAAGUGCAGAAGGAGCGACGUACGACAGAUGAAUGACGGUACACUCGUCAUUCGUGGAGAGAAGGUUCCGUCGCGAAAUGUAGGCGGUGUUGGUUUCGUUGUGCACCCAUCUGUCGUCCAUCUCGUCGAUUCUCACGAGAUCCUGUCACCUCGUCUGGCCAUUCUUCGCCUCCGCCCUCUGCGCCAAAAAUCCAUCAGUAUCAUCAACUGCUAUUCACCAACAUCAGCAGCUGAUGAUUCCGAAUUGGACGCGUUUUACGAGGAGCUGGAGGAAGUAGUCCACAACGAGAAGUCCUUUUACAAGUUCGUUGUCGGAGACUUCAACGCAAAACUAGGAAAGGCCACAGAAGAGGAAUACAGGAUUGGAAGAUUUGGACUAGGGGACCGGAAUGAAAAUGGCAAUCGUCUCGCCGGGCUGUUGUCCGCCGCUCGCCUCUUUCAUGGGAACUCUCUUUUCAUGAAAAAAGAUCAUCGUCGGUGGACAUGGGAAUCGCCCAAUGGCGCGACUCGUGCGGAGAUCGACCACAUACUCACCAACCGGAGGUGGUGUCUAUUUGACGUCUCAGUAGUACCAUCCUUUUGUAGUGGUUCUGAUCACCGUCUCCUUCGUGCGAAAAUACGACUUAGCCACACGAUGGAAAAGAACAUGUGCUAUCGGCAACGAAGGAGAAAAGAAGUCGUCUACGACGAUUGCGUACUCGAGGACUCCCUGUCCCAAGGUGACUGGCACAUCGAGGAGGACCCAAACGUGGACUACGAGAUGCUGCUCAGAGGAUUACGAGCCUGUGCUGAACGUGCCUCGAAGUCGCGCACGACAAACUUGGAUCGAAUUUCGAAGACCACCAAGGAAUUGUUAGGAAGAAGAAGGGCUUUGAGGCUUGAUCCGAAUGCAUCGCACAUUGAGCGGUUAGUAGCAAACACUAGCUGCAGAAAAGCGUUGCAGGAGGAUCUUUUGAAGUACAGGCAGAAGAAGAUUCUAGAAGCAGCACAAAGAAGAACGAGUCUAAAGAAGUGCCGCAGGGAUCUCCGCGAAUAUAAUAUUCCGCUAGCAACCUUGCUGAGCGAAGACGGGACUCGCACGUCUUCUCGUCGUGAGAUGGAAAUCAUUACGGAGAGGUUCUACUCGAACCUUUUCCGUUCAUCAACUCCUGUGUCAAGCCCAAUCAUCCCCACUGGCGAAGCUCCACCACGGAUUCUCCCUUCGGAAGUACGAGUCGCUAUCAAGAGCAUGAAACCUGGCACAGCCCCCGGACCUGAUUUUAUAUCAGCAGACUUUCUUCGGGCUGGUGGCCAUCCGCUUCAUGUAAUCUUAGCAGCGCACAUGACAUCCUAUCUUCAGAAAGAAAGGAUCCCAGACCAGUGGAAGACCUCGCGAACCGUUCUUAUCCAUAAGAAAGGUGACCGAGAGGACCUUCGGAACUACCGUCCGAUAUGCUUGCUGAGCGUGUUAUACAAAGUAUUCACCAAGAUCAUCCUCACACGCAUAUCUAGGACGCUGGAUGAAGCCCAGCCUCAAGAACAAGCUGGAUUCCGCCAAGGGUUCAGCUGCUUGGACCACAUCCAGACCGUGUCGAGGGUCAUAGAGGUUUGCCGGGAAUACCGCCUGCCCCUAGUUCUAACCUUCGUCGACUAUGAGAAAGCCUUUGACAGCGUAGAAACGAAUGCAAUACUGUCAGCGCUGGUCGAUCAAGGUGUGGACGCGUCGUAUGUGAGGACAUUAGCCAAUUGCUACGAACGAUGCACGACUAGGAUACAGCUUUUCCACCGCCCUCUCACCAUACCCAUUGGAAAGGGGGUACGACAAGGCGAUACUAUAUCGCCGAAGCUGUUCACGGCUGCAUUGCAAUGGAUAAUGAAAUCACUAUCCUGGGAAGAAAGGGGCAUACGUGUUGAUGGAAGAUUUCUUUCGAACCUUCGUUUCGCGGACGACAUCGUUCUCUUUUCGAGCAGUACCAAUGAAGCAGAAACGAUGCUCAACGAAUUGAACGAAGCAGGGAAGAGAAUAGGACUACGAAUAAACAGAAAGAAGACACAGUUCAUGAAGAACGCGCACUGCGAGGACGGAGGAGUACAACUUGAAGGCUCCCAAAUCGUGGAAACUCCGUCAUACGUAUACCUUGGACGUUCUAUGAACAUGGAAAACGACUUGAAGGAAGAACUGAAUAGAAGAAUGAGAGCAGCAUGGGCAGCAUUCGCAGCCGUCAGGGAAGCUACGGACCAACUGACGGACCAUGAUCUUCGUGCCCAUCUGUUCGACUCGACAGUCCUUCCAGCGCUCUGUUACGCAGCGGAGACGUGGGCAGACACCGCAGCCACGUCUAGGAAGCUACUUACUACCCACAGAGCCCUUGAGAGAUGUCUCUUGAAGUUUAACCGGCGCACACAACACCUUGCCGGUCUUCGUAGCUCCGACUUAAGAGGAAUGUCCCGUCUUCGCGACCCAGCGGAAUAUGUAUCGAAAGCAAAACAUAGAUGGGCCGGUCACAUCAUGAGAAGAAUCGACGAUAGAUGGACUAAAAGAACGCUAGAGUGGAUCCCAAGGGACGCUAAACGCCCCCCGAGGGAGACCGCCAACGAGAUGGAGACCUCGUCAUCGUCACUCACGAAGCUUGAGAACAUCUUGGAUGACAAUGGCGAGGGAACGAAACGAGUGGAAGAGAUGCUGGGGCCCGCACGUCGAGUGAAGACGGGCCAUCUAAGCGGAGUACCAUCGAAAUAUCUCCUUAAUUCAUUCAACAGUAAAUUCUCUUCUGCCAAGAAUCCAAGAAUUUGGUUCACUUAUCCAAGUGUUGAAUAG